Molecule: messenger RNA, 1734 nt
Organism: Heterostelium album PN500
Lineage: Eukaryota; Evosea; Eumycetozoa; Acytosteliales; Acytosteliaceae
Exons: 5
Coding region: 1-1734 (577 amino acids)
Source: RefSeq, a predicted model, not a curated record
AUGUUUAUCUCAUUAUAUUUAUUAUUAUCUAUAGCUUUAAUAGUAACAUGCGAUAUAAUUGAGUUUAAACCAAAUUUCAUUGGUUCCUAUGAAGAUCCCAACAGUUGGGUACAAAACAAAGUACCUACUUUAGAUGAUAGUCCAGAGAUAGUGCAAAUAAACUCCACUUGUUUAAUAGUCAAUCAAAAUAUAACGACCAGCACAAUCACUUUGGAAAACACAAAUAAUUUAAAGCUGGAAAACCUAAUUAAAAUCUUAAACUCAACCGUCCAAACUUCCACCAUCAAACUAAAAACCAAUGGAACAAGAGUAUUGGUAGAUUCAUCUUCAAUCACAGGAAAGCUCAAAAUGGUCGAGGGUGCAAUUACAAAUAGUAUACUUAUUAAUAGUUAUCUUGAAUUGUUAGAGUUGGAAAUAAAUACUCAAUUUUCAGUUACCUCAAAUAGCACGAUUGAUACUGUUACAAUGUCAGAUGGUAAUUCAUAUCUUAAUUGUUCCCAAAUGACAGGUGCCAUUAAAAAUUUAGAUAUUGAAAACCAAUCCUCUCUUGAUUUUAUUUAUACAAAUAUUUUAAUUGGUGAAUCGACCAUCUCUGAUGCUUUAAUAAAUUUCAUCGAUUCUGAUAUUGUUUUUGGUGAAACCGAUUCCCUUGCUUCCAAUUACAACCUUCAACAAUCAAACGUUUCCUUUGAGAUUUUUACAAACAGAAGAUCAACUCUUAUAAAUUCGACACAAUCCCAACUUCGUUUCAAAGACUAUUUCGAUUCCGAAGAUAUACAUAUAGUCUCAAGAUCUUCAAAUUAUAUAUUUGAUAAUUGUUUUGUUAAUACUGAAAGAGGUAAUUCAGACUUUGUUAAUAGUAAUUGGGAAUUUAUCAAUUCAAAUGUUUACUUAACUAAACCGUGGAUAGACUUCCAUAAUAGCAGUCUGGUGUCAAAGGGUGGAUCUCUUAAAUUGAAUGCUCCAUACUUUGGUUCUGUACUGAAUUUUGUAACCUUUGAUAUUGAUUCAACUGUUUUUACCAUUCAAAACACAGACAGUAAAAUGAAUCUAACAAAUUCAAAUUUAAAUCUUCAUAUUAAAGAUGGUUCAUCUAUUAAAACAACAUCUUUUAAUUUAGAUUCCACUGUUUUAUCUAUCUCAGGUGGUAGUUUCACUUUCCAAAAUACACCAUUCUAUGGAUCCAAUUCCACGGUAUCAUUAGCAUCUCAAACUACCUUUAUUCAAUCUCCACUUACACUAGAAGGCUUUUCAACACUUUCCAUAGGUGGAAAUGUACAAAUCGAUUCAUUAUCACUUGAUAAUAGUACACAGCUACAAUUCGUCAUUUCGAACGACAUGAAUGAAAGUAACUACUCUAGUAUUACUUUGGUCAAAGACGGCUCAAGUAUACUGAGUAAUAUCACAGUAUUGGUCACUUAUAAUGCAAAUGUAAGCAGAGCCUCCGACAUUAUGACAAAGAACACCACCAUUCCUUUGAUCAAGUUCAAUGGUUUAUCAACACUUUCAAAUGAAACAUCCAUAAGGGUCUUCAGUUUUGAUGCAAUGACCAACUCUGUUAUUGAGAGUUGCGUUAACCACUUCCAUAACGAAUCAGGUCUCUUUAUUAACAUCCGAAAUUGCUUUGUUCCAACUAUAACAAAUCCACCCACAAUCAUUUCAUCAGCAAGUCAAACCACAAUCCCAUUCACUUUAACUCUAAUCAUUGCUUUACUUUGCUUUAUUUACCAAUAA